UGGAGCUGCGCUUUAACAAGACGGUUCGCAUAUGUGGGACUGUGACCUUCAUCUUUCAGAUGGUCAUUUAUAUGGGUGUUGUCCUGUAUGCCCCAGCUUUGGCACUCAAUGCAGUGACAGGUUUUGACCUAUGGGGGGCAGUGCUGGCCAUGGGCUUGGUGUGCACACUAUAUACUGCUCUGGGGGGGCUGAAGGCGGUGAUCUGGACCGAUGUGUUCCAGACGGUGGUAAUGUUUGCGGGCCAGCUGACGGUCAUCGUAGUGGGGGCCAAUCAGGCUGGGGGCAUGGCAGAGGUGUGGAGGAAAGCGGUCAAUGGCAGCCGCAUUGCUGGACUGGACCUGAACCCUGACCCUCUGGAGCGCCACACCUUCUGGACGCUAGGUGUGGGAGGAGUCUUCCUGAUGUUGGCUCUGUACGGGGUCAACCAGGCCCAGGUCCAGAGGUACCUCAGUUCUCGUACGGAGAAAGAGGCCAUCAUGUCUUGCUACGUAGUUUUCCCGUGCCAGCAGAUUGUCUUGUGUUUAGGUUGUCUGAUGGGGCUUGUCAUGUUUGCUCGCUAUGGAGAGGACAGCCCUCUGGACAAGGGCUUCGUCAAAACUAAUGACCAGAUGGUGCUGUACUUUGUAAUGGAUGUGUUUAAGGAUCUGCCCGGGCUCGCAGGACUGUUUGUAGCCUGUCUCUUCAGCGGCGCUCUCAGCACCAUCUCCUCAGCCUUUAACUCCCUAGCCACCGUAACCAUGGAGGACCUGAUUAAACCUCAUUUUCCAAACAUGACUGAAGCUAAAGCUACGCUGCUGUCCAAGGGCCUCGCUUUGGUCUACGGCCUGGUGUGUCUCGCUAUGGCCUACGUCGCCUCUAUAAUGGGAUCUGUGCUGCAGGCAGCCUUCAGCAUCUUUGGGAUGGUGGGUGGUCCUCUGCUGGGCCUCUUCUGUCUUGGAUUGUUCUUUCCCUGGGCAAACUCUACCGGUGCAGUGGUCGGGUUAGUAGCAGGCCUUGCCAUGGCCUUCUGGAUCGGCAUUGGCAGCUUUUUGAUGCGUAUGUCUGAUACCAUCCCAGUGGCAGCACUCAACACCACUGCUCUGCCCCUGUUUGACAACAUGACCACCACUGUCAUGACUACACUGGUCAACUCCACCACAGCCAAGCUGAGGCUGACGGGUGUGGAGGCACUCUACUCGCUGUCCUACAUGUGGUAUAGUGCUCACAACUCCACCGUGGUGGUGGUGGUGGGACUGCUAGUCAGCUUCCUAACAGGGCCUAUGAAGGAGAAUGACCUGACCCCCGGCACAGUGUAUCCAGUCCUGGGCACACUGCUCUUCUUCCUGCCUGAGCACUACAAGGAGAAGCUCUGCUGCGUCACUCCUCUGCCCACUCCUCACAAGCCCAAAGAAAUCGACACACAGCCAUAUCAGAUGGCCAAGAUAGACGGCAACGGAGCAGCAUACUGCAAAGAGGACACAGUCACAGAGGACAAAGAGACGGAGAGUGACAGAGCCCAGACGGAGGAGAAAGACUUGGAAACAAGGAUCGCUCGGCCCUCAUGUCAGCUGACCGCUCACACGGUUCAGGAGACGGCCUUGUGAUCCUGUCUUCUCCUGCUAAUAACACGUACACACAUUCACCACCAGCUACUGUACAGUCCAGUUCCUUAGGGGGAAGUGCAGCAAAAGACGGAUCAAAGAUGUGAGGGCCAUCAUUAAGUAAAAUAUCCUGAAGGUCUACAACACCAAGUUUGGGUUUUUUAUAAUUUUAUAAUCAGUUUAAUCUGAUUAUAGAAAAGGUUGAUGGACUUCAGCAUCUGUGUGAGGGGGGCGUUUUAUUGGUACCAGCUCCCACUUUUUUUCUCAAGAAAACAAACCCAACUGGAAAUCAGCUUUCGCCAUGGGAGACUGUGCAGUAAAUGGCAACAGUCGAAGAAGAAAUUAGUCAGUCAAUAUCCAUUAGCGACAUUGACGACACACUGUUGUAUGUCCAGAUGUGUGCAGUUUGAAGGUAAAAAAAGAGUGGCUAGCUCUCAUGCACAAUGAGCUUUUCCACUGUGACUAGAUCCAGUCAUUCAAAAGAAUCAGGUAGUUAAACAAGAUGUAAAUGAUUUAAACAAGAUGUGUUAUUUUUGUAGAGAAGAUGGAGCCAUAAAAUCCCAGAAUAUG
Messenger RNA from Cottoperca gobio, 2150 nucleotides. RefSeq names its product sodium-dependent multivitamin transporter-like. NCBI's taxonomy places the organism in Eukaryota, Metazoa, Chordata, Actinopteri, Perciformes, Bovichtidae. Gene Ontology annotation, cellular component: membrane. The transcript has 14 exons. Gene Ontology annotation, biological process: transmembrane transport; sodium ion transport. Bases 60 to 1583 code for a protein of 507 amino acids. The record is from RefSeq and is a predicted model, not a curated record. Gene Ontology annotation, molecular function: symporter activity.